AUCGUUCAUUUACACCGCGAUUACCGAACAACCGUGUCUGCCAACUGUCACCGACCACCGCCAUUACGGUACACAGUGCGAGUCCUAUCGAACGUGUCAUCGAUCGAGAAUCGAUAUCAACGACAACCUGUAGGAGUUCGCGGUACAGCGUGUUACGUCAUUGACCUGUGCAAUUACAUAGAUCCGUAAAUCGAUGUAUCGAUCCUGCAUCGACAAGUAAUAACGCAGUGACACCUCGCGGACUGCAAGUGCGUCGGGGUGGGGGGUGAGGUUAGGACAUUAUUCGAAGGUGUUGCGCAUCAAUCUAUCGAUACGUUUAACAUGGCGUUGGCGGGAAAACACUAAAGGUUGGUUUAUGUCAUUUGUUCAAGCGGGAGACGAUUUCGGAACGGUUUCAGGCAAAGACAACAGUGCUAAUUUGUGACAGCAACUCUCGUACGUCAUAUUUUUCCUUCGUAUAGUGAUUAUCGUUUAAUAAUGUUUUUGUAUUUACUUCCAAAGAAUUUAACAUCCAUAGCGUUGCUACAAGACGAAGAUGAGAGAACGGUUAUGCUGUAUACGUAAUGUUGAAACGGAGGAGAACUAAUGGAAAAUAUUGGAUACUACUGAAGAAUUUAGUGAGUUUGUUCUAAAGGCAUGACAAUCGAUUAAUAGAGCUACGUGAACACAUGGCAUUUUUAUGUUAAAACAUGGCGACAAUCAUCGGUUAGUAUGACAACUGAAACUGUGUGUACCAAUAGUUGACACAUAACAAUUCUGCAUUAAUUUCUUACAGUAUAAAAAUAUAAAUUCUAAUAGUCUUUGCCUGAACGAAAUCGUUCAGUGUGUCCACAAAUAAUAUAAAUCAACUUUUUCCGCGGACGUUCAGCAUGGAAUCGAAAGAGACUUCGAGGAUGUCGAAGACGUAUCGCGCGUUGAAGAAGGUACGAUGAAUGUCCGUACAAGUGGCGAGGUUGACCGUCGCGUGGUAAAGAAGAGGAGCUGCCGGAAAAGAAGCUGGUAGCCGUGCAAGGAGAUAUCGCGGUGGGCUCCGUCGAGGCUGUGCAAGUGAAAUCACGACGUCUUGCCCGGAGGGUGGCUACUUCGGCGACGAGGGGCGGCUACUGGCCGAUGGGAUGCAUCUACCGGUGGGUUCUGUGGGCUGCGGGGAGAAUUACGCCACCGUUGGAUCCCACGAAGGCGCCGGCCCGUGCGGCCCCUCACUGGCGCCUCUUCAAGGGGUGAACACCAGGUACCAACAGGCCGACGACGUCGACGCCGGGGGAGGAGGUGGCGAAAUGAGCGAGGGUGCCGCCGUCGGCGAGCUCUGGUGGACCGAGAGGCUCGUCGGCGAGGCACAGGCUGAACACCCUGGUGAAUUGGUCCGAACAGGAUCACCGUAUUUUCUCUGCAGCCAACUACCGACACACUGGCGGUCCAACAAGGCACUUCCGGUGGCGUUCAAAGUUGUCGCCCUGGGCGAGGUCGGCGAUGGAACUCUGGUGACAGUGCGAGCGGGUAACGAUGAAAACUGUUGCGCCGAGCUAAGAAAUUCCACUGCCUUGAUGAAGAACCAAGUCGCCAAGUUCAACGACCUCAGGUUCGUCGGUAGAAGCGGCAGGGGGAAAAGCUUUAGUAUCACCAUCACGGUGUCGACCACACCACCCCAAGUGGCCACCUACACGAGGGCCAUCAAGGUGACAGUGGAUGGACCGAGGGAACCGCGUUCUAAAACGAGACAGACGCAUAUACUUGGGCCAGCCCGGGUUCCUGGACCAACCAGAGGAACGUUCCUUCCAUCGAGUCGUUUCACCCCUUACAUACGGGACACAGAACCGUACAGGAGGAAUAAGCAUCACGUCGGCAACAACGUCAUCACGAAUUCGGUUAGUGGUGCCUGUACCAACCCGAACAACACCGACCCGACCGCAUCGCCUGCUUCCAGUACACACCUCGGGGCUACCGGUGGUUCUUCGGCUCAUCAGGAUUGCUACAAGCACAGUCCUCAACAUGGUGAUACGGGUGCAGGCGCAACGGAAUGGGCCUAUUCGUCGACGGCGCCAUCUUAUCCAGCACCUCCGGUAAGCAGCGGUGGUUCCUUUUCACCGAUUCCUGGCGGAGCGUUCUCGUAUCUCGGUGAACCUCUGGCCCAUCAUCCAGCCACGGAGCCCAUGUCGUUACCUGCUGAGAUGCGAAGCGAGGUAGGAGAAUGGCUGCCCACCUGUGUAGGUUCACCGAUAUGCAUCCUGCUGCUGUCCUGGUCUCUUCUGAUCUAUCAGAAUCAACCAUCUUCCGCAAAAAGAAGGAUCGACGUGUUCACGGUGGCCGUUUUAUCCGAGAGCCUCGCUCAUCAACUUGGAUUGCUUCUGUACGCGAUUCUUACGCUCAUUCGACCGAGUAAUCACUUUGGAGAAUUCUGCUCGACCCUAGUGUGGAUACUGAACUCGUCCACCAUCCUCCAGGAGCUGACUCUGACGUCCAUCGCCAUUUUCACUGCGAUCAGCACCAGGGACGAUGGCCUGAACCUCACGAAGAAUCACCUGAAGUAUCACCUGGUUAGCCUGAGCGUGAUCAGCGCGUGCAUCGGAGUAACAGGUGUUCUGAACUUUGAACCCGAGCUCUGCGUCUUCCUGGCGCAAGAAAUUUCCCUAAAAUACGGAGUCUUCGUGAAUUCUCUGCGAUGCCUGCUGAUGUUCACCUCCGUUGUCAGCCUGCUGAUGGCUCUGUUCAGGAGAGUUUGUCGCACACCGAAGGCGGAAUUGUUGAAGUCCGUGUCCGACCUGUCGGAGACCAGCUCGAAGAACUCUUCGGGAGCUUUCGAUUGUCAUCCACAACAUUGGGAUCCGUCGAGUGGAUCCUGCACCAGUGGAUCGACGAACAGCAGAGCGUGUCUGAGGAAGAAGAAGGUGCAGGUGGACGAGGCCAGUGGCAGGCCCACCAUUUAUAGCAUCCUCUUCGUCUGUUACGUUUUUCAACACCUGCCAAUGCUUGUCAUAUCCAUCAAGCCGGGACUCCUAAGGGAUUUCUGCACACCCCAGAAUCUGGCGACUUGGCUCCCCCUGGUAAAAGACACCCUUCUUCCGGUCUUCUUGGCGCUGUUCGACAAAAUGUUUUGUCGCUACGUGGCGAAGGUGUACACGAAACAGGAUCACGCGAGAAGAUUGUCGCACGGUGGUAUAGACGGAAAAUUUCGUCACUUCGAACAGGACGCCGAAUACAAGCUGCAGUUGAACCUGAACCACGGUCUUAAGUUCCCCUUGACUAACGGAAGCCUGUACGGACGAUUGCACAAUCAUCAGAACAGAGGAAAGACUGGAACGAUCACGAUGGGAAUACAACAUUACCCUAGAACUCAACCACUCAACGAGGAUACUAACUACGCUUCUUUGCCGGCUGAAAUGUCCUCAUUUACCAGUUCUACCUUUGAGCCGCGUCAAGACUCGAAUUCUACCGAAACUGCAAAGAAAACCAACAUGGAACAACAGAACAAAUGUCCAAGACUGAACGAAGGCUUGCACGAGUUGCCUUGUAGUCGUAGGAAGAUCGGUAGCACCGAUGUGUUUGGACAGAAUAUGGAGAACUUGGUUCAGUUAGAAGAUCCUUGCAGUAAACGAAAGUUUACCAAAAGUCUGGACGAGAUUAGAGAGGAACCUUCGAGAAGACACGCGAGGAGCGUGCUUGGCUUGGAGAAUUUGAUCAUGGGACUGGAUAACAGCGUGCAAGAACAGCAGCGUUAUCCUAGGAUUGCUCUUCGAAGAAAUCAAAGUUUCGAUCAUACUAAAUGCCAGUCAUACCAUCGCCCGUUUCUGGACUCGAGGACGUACGAUUUAAAGAAGCAGGAUCAGAGGAAAGAACAACCGAGUUUUCAAAGACAGGAGCCCCAGGAGGAGGAAGCGGACGGAUACGAAACGUCUGACGAUGAAAGCUGUGAUCUAGAGAACGGAGACUUUGACACAAUGAGCUCCUGCAGGAGUCGAAGCAGAAGCUGUUGUUCCGUCACUACCGUAGCUAAUGACGAUUUCGAAUAUUUUCAACGUAAGGGAACUAAGGUGGAGCUGUUGCCCUCGAAGAGAGUCAGCGAGGUAAAGGUUAACAUGCGAUCUUUCACGCCGAGGAUCAUCGAGGACGAAGCGAACGAUCGCAAGGAGAAGAAGAACAAACUAAUAGAUACAAAACCGUCCGUACAGUCGUAUCGUUUGAAGAAGCAGAGAAUCGGACCUGGUUAUUCGAUGAAUGACCUGGACAAACUCGCUGUAGAUAGGAAAUUACCGGAUCUCUCCAUCGAGAGUCUGAAAAGCAUUCUGAUGAACUCGGACGUCAGCUACCUAGACAACGGGGACAUCUGCAGGCACGACAUUGGGGGGUCUGCGCCUGAUUUGAAGAAGAUCUUCGUGACAGAGUUUAUAUGAUAAGCUUCCUAUGGCGCGCGUUUAAGAACUAGAGUUAGGAAUCGAAGAAAGUUUAACAAACUUUUGGGUCCGAUUCGUGGAUGAAUUUCUAUAAAAUAUGUAGGAUGAUUGUACAAAGUGUUCACAGUGUAAAAUUAAGAGAAUUUCUUCGUUUAAGAAAAUGAGAAAUCGCAAGGUAAUCUCAUGCAGUUCCUUUACGCUUCAGAUCUAGAAAAUUAUAUAACAGCUGCACGGAAGUAGUCGAAUUGGAAAGUUGGCUAACGCAACUGGUCUGGAUUAGGUCAUUAAUUAAUUCAAUUGUCAGUCUCUUUGUUUCUGUACAUUCGAUAACAAUCAGUUCCUCAAGGUUCGUGUCAGCUUGGUGAACGUGACGAUUUGAUCGCUGAUCUUUGUGCAACAGGUGUUCUUACCUCUACGCUUUCAUCUUUCAAAGCCUUAAUGCGACUUUAUUAAUCAAUGUGAUAAAUUAUAGAUCAGACAGUCGAAAUUAUAAGAGACUGAAUUAGAGGCGGUAAAGUUAAACUAUGUAAAAUAUAUCUGUAAAUUAUUUUCAUUAUUUCUGCGAUUUUAAUUCGCGCGUUGUUUUAUAAGAAAUCUUCGAAAGAUGUUCAUUGUCCCGAGUAUUGUAUGCAGAUCGUUUUGUAUAUAUCUUGUACAUUUGUACGGUAUUAUUUAAUUCGGUAAUUAUAAUGAAUUUAAUAAUACACCAUAUGAGCAUAUAUGUAUAAUAAAUUAAAAUUAAAAAUAAAUGA
Molecule: messenger RNA, 5140 nt
Organism: Megachile rotundata (alfalfa leafcutting bee)
Lineage: Eukaryota; Metazoa; Arthropoda; Insecta; Hymenoptera; Megachilidae
Biological process (GO): regulation of DNA-templated transcription
Cellular component (GO): nucleus
Molecular function (GO): DNA-binding transcription factor activity, RNA polymerase II-specific; ATP binding; RNA polymerase II cis-regulatory region sequence-specific DNA binding
Source: RefSeq, a predicted model, not a curated record